This is a messenger RNA of Botrytis byssoidea, 3480 nucleotides long. RefSeq lists its product as uncharacterized. NCBI's taxonomy places the organism in Eukaryota, Fungi, Ascomycota, Leotiomycetes, Helotiales, Sclerotiniaceae. The transcript has 2 exons. The coding region runs from base 1 to 2241 and encodes 746 amino acids. The record is from RefSeq and is a predicted model, not a curated record.
AUGAGUACGACCAAGCCGCUAUGCCAACUCUGCGAAAAGAUCAAUCCCAGUAGGAUGCUUGCAAACGAAGUCAAUGAAAUCGCCGUUGGCUUUAUUCAUGACUACAACAAAGGUCAAGACUGUUCAUUCUGUGCGCUCAUUUCCAGAGCAGCGUCUUUGGCCUGGAGAAACAACUCGAGCGAAGAUUCACGCUCGGCUAUCAAAACAGCAUCACAACUAUUCAUUCAGAGCCGGAGCCCUCUCACACUCAAAGUAAAUGGUCGCACAAAAUAUCCUGCACCACGGUUAUUGCUGGCAAGCGACCAACAAGCUUCAAGCCAGCGGAACAAUCGGCCUCCUCUACGAGAGAUUGACCGAUGCGAAGACAGGUUCAUUUUUGCUGAAAUUGAACACUUACCCAACUCCGCUGAUAGUUUCAUCCGGCGACGUGAUAUUCCGAGCUCUUUGGAUGUUUCUUUAGUGCAAAAAUGGUUGGUUGAUUGCAAUAGUCAUGAGCAUUCCAAGGUGCCACUAAGCAGGGCCAGCAACACACUUUUCCAUGGGCAACACCCCUUCCGGUUGAUCGAUGUAGUAGAGGAAUGUCUGUCAGAUCGGAAUGAACGGUGUGAAUACACAGUGUUAUCUUACACAUGGGGAAAUUCUGACACUAUUCUGAAUGCGGAAGAGAAUACUAAAGAAGCCUCAAUUCUUGUCACAACUCAAACAAAUCUAGACACACUUUACUGUCCACGUGCUUUAUCCUCGCUGCGAAGAGAUAGACAUCCGGAUGGAAUUGUUCCUCGUACUGUCCGUGACGCAAUGGAACUGACACGCAAGAUUGGGAUUCGAUACCUGUGGGUGGACACGCUUUGCAUUGUGCAAGAUGACCAUGAUGACAAAUCACGACUAGUUAGCUCGAUGGGCAACAUCUACAAUAGUUCUACGCUCACCCUUAUUGCAGCUGUAGGUGACGAUCCGCAUGCGGGACUGCGAGGAGUGAGUCACCGUCCUGAGAGUCCUAUAGAACCUUACGAGAUUAUCGAUCAUGGCAAGUUGCUGACGCUUUCUCUUUGCCUACCAUCCUUAUGCGAGGAAGUCCGAAAGGGCAAGUGGUACACUCGUGGUUGGACAUACCAGGAGCAGUGCUUGUCGCAGCGCUGUUUGUACUUCACGUCGAAUGAACUCUUUUUUCAAUGUCCCGAAAGACAGUGGAGGGAGGGAUACGACUAUAUGGAGCAAAGGUCAUCUCAAGAAAUUCAAGUCCGCACCGGGCCCCCUUGGUGGAGUAAGAGACUCAGAAAAGACCCCGAUCCUACUCCCUAUCGUUACCUAGGGGAUGUCAAAGCGCAGCUGCAAGCCGAAAGCUACCUAAUGGCAGUCCAGGAAUACAGUCAGAGAAACUUGAAACAUUCGAAUGACGUGCUUGAUGCCUUCGAAGGCAUUUUUCAUCGAUUCAACAGGCCAAAGAAUCUGUCCAACUUGAGCAUUCAUCAGACCCAAGCCAUUCCAGCUGAUAUCUUUUCUCAAGCCAUAUUGUGGUUUCCAUCGAAAACAUGUCAGAAACGUGUAAGAACCACUCAAGCUAGAAUGUCUGUGAAGCAGUUCUCGACAUGGUCAUGGGCUUCUUGGAUUGGAUCUAUCGAAUUUAUAUUUGCAGAGAGCCUUUGGCUAUCAAGAAGCAUCUCUCAUGCCCCGCGCAAAGGUGUUCCGAUCCAUGUGUGUAUUCCUCAAUGGCAGGUUGGAAAUUCGACAGAGAAAACAUGGUCAAAUUCUGCGUGGAAGAGCGCGGGCAAGUACUAUCGCAGAAAUUUGAGGCGCUUUCCGGAUAGUUUCUCACCCACCCAACAGUUUCUCGGUAGUUGUAUUGGAAUUGAUCUCCCCUAUUUACUCGAUCAGUCAUUCGCAGCGCGCCGAUCCACACUCGAAUGCGGGCAACUUAGGUUUGUUGCGCCAUAUUUGAGAUCUCGAGAAUUUGUUCUUUCUGCUGGUACUGAUCAAUCGAUCAAGUUGUUAUCCACAUCUGCAACUCAUCGCGGCGAAUUUCGGUUUGAUGAUAGGAUGUUGAUUGGGCCGAUAAAUGAAUUGGUGAUGGUAUUGUGUACCAAUACUGUGACCAAGCCCCCCAGGGCACUGGGUGUCUUUCUUGGCCUCACUACUUGUAAAGGGAUCUCGCGCCGCGUUGGAAUUGGCUUUCUCAACUUUUCUAGAGAUGCGAAAAGGCCCAAGCCAUCAUGGGAAUAUAAAUCUUUUACCAUAGAAUAAGAUGAUCACAUAUACAAGAGUGGCACAACGAUCAAGCCAUCUAAUACUGGCGAUAUGAAUGAUUUCUAUCAAAAGGUCGCCGCUAGUAUCAUAACUUCUCUAGAUUCUACCAUAUACUCACUAAACGCUUUCUCUGAAAAAUGGAAUAAAUCUUUUGGAAGAAAUGUACUUGCAUUGAAGUCUUGGGAGCGAAUAGGGCUGGAAAGAUGACUGCGAUGAACAUGAAGUUGUAUGGACAUGAGAUAGAUGAUUCGUAGUACCUAAAUAUAGUAAAAUGAUGAAGUAGACAUAAUGACUGGAUACUAGAAGAAAGGGAUGUGAAAGUAAGUUAGUAAAUAGGCACUUCCUCCCUAUAACAUAAACAUAAACGAGAAUAAUAAUACCCCGGUUCUUAAUUUGAUAGUCUGGAAUCUGUAGACUUGAGAUGAGGAGUUGAGAAAGGUGUCUUUAUUUCUAUUACUUGCUUAAUUGUUUGCUAAUUUAUUUGCUUACUGUCCUAACGACUGUCAUACCAAUAUGUUGAUAUUUGUAGGUCUUGUAUGUAAUCUUAUAUUCGUAUAGUACCGAGUAUCAAACGCAUGGUUGUAGCUUCCUAUCUUUUUAUUGUAUUAGGUAGACAAGCAGAUAAUGGUAACAGAUAGACCGAUUGACUCAUAAUGAUUGAUGAAUAAUAAAUGACUCCUGAGAUGUUUCUUGUCUCUUAUAUAUUGACAUUUUUUAUUUUUUUGCUUGAUUUCUGUGAUUUCAUUGAUUUGUUGUGUACUGUAUGAUAGAUGAGGUGUUUAUUGUUGAAGUUGACAGUUUGUUGACGUACAGCUGGAUGCGAUGGAUGAUGGAUGAUGGAUGGAUGAAUGGAUGAAUGGAUGGAUAUUCAAGUGAAUACUAGAGGCAGAUGAAUUGAUAUCAUCUCUUCGGAUUUCGGAAUAGUUACCAGAUAAUGAGUUCAAUGCCAAGUCUGCAGGCACAUCAUUAUGAUCACGUCCAUCUAUCUGUCGUAUUGGAUUGUAUCUCUUUAUCAUUACUUUCCGAGUUCAUCGAUUCUUGUGGGUUCAAUAUUCAAGAUAGUGAGAAUGCAUUCAGCAUUUCGGCCAAUUCAUUCCGUGGAAGAGCGAUGUUGAGCGAGGAUACCCGGGAUUUUCAAUAUCCUAAUCAAUGUUUCCAAGUUCCAAGUUCCAAAUUCCAAAUUCCAACAGCUUGCUGGCUUACACUCCCGAGGUCUGUCUGAAUGAAGAUGGAUGU